AUGGCUCUCGAAAGCGGAUCGCUUACCAGUGCUCUGAGAGCAGCAUCCAAGGAGGAGAUUUCGGGCGCAUGCAUCUUCAAUGGCAUCCAAGGGGCAUCUAAGCUCUCUGCGGAGGUGGCUGACAAGGCGUCAUCAUAUAUGUCCAGCCUCAAGCGAACGGUUUGGACCAGGGUGGCCAAGGUGUGGGACGUCAGUUGUAUUCCGGUUCAAAACAAGCUGAAGAGUGCCUCAGUCGACUACAUCAUUCAUGCUCUGAACAAUGCUGCUGGCGAAGACGUGAAAAUGAUGGGAAUUGCGUUUGCAGAUGACGACAGCGGCGGGAUCGACAAAAUUAUGCGAGCAUGUAUUGACUGUAUUACCUCUGGUAGCCUAGACCACUGGCGUACAGUGGUGCCGCCUGGGCAUUCAGAGAGCGAUAAUAUUGGAGAGAGUGGCGUUGACAUCUUGUUCGUUUUUGACACCGCUCGGGAUAUUUACAAGGAGUGGGCUGGACUACGAUUGGGAAAAGAGCGCCUCAGGGCUGGCGUAGCAUCAAUUUUGACGCUCGCCCGCCUCGAUGCCUGGAUCGCGACGCGCUGCGUAAUGCAGGUGGCACUGGCGAGGACAGCGCUGGGCAUUGCGACAAAAUUAUCCGACGAUGGUGCAGAGGAGAGCGAUAUACACUCUGCGUUGCUGAAGGUUCUGAGCAAAGGUGGAGUUUCGCACGCCAUGUUCACUGACGUGCUUUCACAUUUGUUACCGAAAGCAACGCUGGGUAUUCACGAAACGUUGCGCGAAAUAGUUGAGAGGGUUGCUCCAGAAGAGCUGGAGAAGACUCUGAUCUCUGAUGCCAGCGGGGAGACUUUUGAGCAUGCAAACGAUACGAGGGAGAUAACCUUUUCGUACGUCUGCCCGUAUUCGAUAAAGGAGGGCAAGGACUGCGACCGCGUCGUUCUCAGACCUUCAGCAUUCAAGAAAUAUGUCUGCGAGUGGAUCGGAGAUGUGUGCGAUGGCUUGGUGGGCGUUAGCGAGCUCACGUCUUCCCAGUUUGAUCCGAUAAGUUUCGACGGCGAGGGGUAG
This is a messenger RNA of Chondrus crispus (carragheen), 1059 nucleotides long. RefSeq lists its product as hypothetical. NCBI's taxonomy places the organism in Eukaryota, Rhodophyta, Florideophyceae, Gigartinales, Gigartinaceae. The transcript has a single exon. Bases 1 to 1059 code for a protein of 352 amino acids. The record is from RefSeq and is a predicted model, not a curated record.